Miniopterus natalensis is the source of this 2122-nucleotide messenger RNA. RefSeq names its product TRAF3 interacting protein 2 (gene TRAF3IP2). The record is from RefSeq and is a predicted model, not a curated record. Gene Ontology annotation, biological process: humoral immune response; positive regulation of canonical NF-kappaB signal transduction. NCBI's taxonomy places the organism in Eukaryota, Metazoa, Chordata, Mammalia, Chiroptera, Miniopteridae.
CGCGGCUCAGAAACUAGAAUGAACCGAAGCAUUCCUGUGGAGGUUGAUGAAUCAGAACCAUACCCAAGUCAGUUAUUGAAACCCAUCCCAGAAUAUUCCCUGGAAGAGGAAUCAGAACCACCUGCUCCAAAUAUAAGGAACAUGGCACCCAACAGCUUGUCUGCACCCCAUACCCCUUACUAUUCCUCGGGAGACUUUUCUCAGGCUCACCCUCACCUGAAACUUUCAAAUCACCAGCGGCCUGUGUCCCAGCAGAUCUGCUGCCUGCGCACUAAAGUCCUAGAGGAAAACGAAGACAGCUUCUGGAGGGGACAUCCGGACCCCGGCAAAGAUUUGCCCUCGGACUCCUCUGCAGCCAGCAAGCCUAAGUCUGAGUCUGUGGUUGGAGCCCUCCCCUCAGAGCAUCAGUUUUCAUUUAUGGAAAAGCGUAAUCAAUGGCUAGGAUCUCAGCUUUCAGCAGCUUCUCCUGACACCGGCCAUGACUCAGACAAAUCAGAGCCAAAUUUACCUAAUGCCUUAGCAGACUCCUCAGGCAACAGCCAAGAAACAGUGCAACGGCCCCAGCCCCACAGGAACCGAGCAGCCCCAGACCUGCCUACGAUAGACACGGGGUAUGAUUCCCAGCCCCAGGACAUCCUGGGCAUCAGGCAGCUGGAAAGGCCGCUGCCCCUCACUUCCAUGUGUUAUCCCCAGGAUCUCCCCGGACCUCUCAGGUCCAGGGAGUACCGUCCGUUUGAUCCUCUGAGGCAUCCAGCGUGUGCACAGAUGCUGCCUCCCAACCCUUCCCCACGCGCUCAGUGGAACUAUCAGUACCAUUGUCCUGGAGGUCCCCAUCACCAGGUGCCAUAUGGCCAGGACUACCCUCGAGCAGCCUACCAGCAAGUGGUCCAGCGGGCUCUGCCUGUGCAGCCCCUACCUGGAGCCAGUGUGAGAGGCCCGCACCCUGUGCAGAAAGUCAUUCUGAAUUACCCCAGCCCCUGGGGCCAAGAAGAGAGGCCAGCACAAAGAGACUAUUCCUCCCCGGGGCUUCCGAGAUAUCAGGACCAGUAUAACCAGCCACCUAAUAGAGCUGGAGCUCCUGAGGAGUCCUUGGAGUGUCCUGCAGAGUUGAGACCACAGGGUCCCCAGGCUCCGUGUCCAGCUGCUGUCCCUAGACCCCCUAGUAACCCUCUAGCCAGAGGAACUCUGAAAAUAAGCAAUUUGCCAGAAGAAUUGAGGAAAGUCUUUAUCACUUAUUCUGUGGACACAGCCAUGGAGGUGGUGAAAUUCGUGAACUUUUUGCUGGUAAAUGGCUUCCAAACUGCAAUUGACAUUUUUGAGGAUAGAAUCCGAGGCAUUGAUAUCAUUAAGUGGAUGGAACGCUACCUUAGAGAUAAGACAGUGAUGAUAAUCGUAGCAAUCAGCCCCAAAUACAAACAGGAUGUGGAAGGCGCGGAGUCGCAGCUGGACGAAGACGAACACGGCUUACAUACUAAGUACAUCCAUCGAAUGAUGCAGAUCGAGUUCAUAAAACAAGGAAGCAUGAACUUCAGAUUCAUCCCUGUGCUCUUCCCAAAUGCUAAGAAGGAACAUGUGCCCACCUGGCUUCAGAACACUCACGUCUACAGCUGGCCCAAGAAUAAAAAAAACAUCCUGCUGCGGCUGCUCCGAGAGGAAGAGUACGUGGCUCCCCCCCGGGGGCCUCUGCCCACCCUUCAGGUGGUACCCUUGUGACACCCUCCAUCCCCAGGUCGCUGGGGACAGGCACUCUUCUGGCUGAGGAUGGUUGGCAGCAUUCACAGCUGUUUGUUUUCAGUCCCUCCCUAAUGGCCCUCCAACCCUGGAAAACCUGUUUCGCCGACUAUUCUCCCUCCUGAGAGCUCCACAGACCUGUCUUUGAAACAGAGGCAGUGCUUGCUCCGCGUGCCCUGCUUCUUACCCCACUGCCGGUUCUCCUCACAGUCUGACUCGUCCAUUCUGGGCCUCUCGCUGCUUAGCAAGUAGAUCGUAUAAAUGACCACAUGUAAAUGACCACAGACACCCUUCCAUUGCUUAGGCUGCUUUUAUGUGUUAGCCAGAUGCUUGUGUGACCUCAGACCAAAAGGAUUCAUGUACAAAUAAUAAAAUGUUUACUCUUUUGUAA